CUGUACCGCGACUCUCCGCGUCCCAAGUUACCUUGUUCGCGCUCACUGAACGCGACGAUCGCUUUCCUCGUCCUCUUGGACACACUCCCUCGUAUCUCGGAGCUACGCUGAGGAGUUCUAUAUGCCCGGCAUGAACCGCGACGUGGAGGAGUUACGGAUGGAUUCGCCGCGCCCAGAGACUCCGGAACCAGCUACACGGCAGGGGCGCAGGAACGGUGUUGAGGGGGUCCAGCUACUGGACGAUGAUGGUGCUAUUUCAGUACAGCUAGAGUCCUGCCUGAAGCACAUUUUCGCGAAGUACUGCAUGCCGCGACCCACGCCGAAGAAGGGCGCAGGGUUGCUCUCACCACCUGAGGGGGCAUACCUCUCGCCAGAAGGGCUGGAUACAUGGGCGCGUGACACAAAUGGCACCCCGUUUGACGAGGCGACGAAGGAGGAACUGAUGGAGUUCCUGGACGUGACAGAGGACGGUGGUCUGACGUUCAAGGGGUUCAUGCAGGUCUACCAGCUGCAAACAGAGAACGAUGAAGAGGAAACAUGGAGAGACUUGUCAAGUCACGGAUUUGACAGAACACUCAGACUAGUGGCCACCCGCAGAGAGGACAUGGACACAGACGGUCGUAAUACUCCAGUGCAGGCAAAUGGCAUCAGCUCAUCAUGAGAAUACCGCAUGCUAUACUGCGACCCAGUGCACUUGCGAAGACCAGGAUCCGAGAGACAUCGCCGCCUGCUGCAACCUUGUUAUCAGGCUCUCAUAGGCAACGGGAUGCCCACAACCAAUGAAACGACAUUGAUGUCUAAUACCCAAUGCUCUCGAUGACUACCCUGUACAACGAUACUCAUCCCAUGGCGAUAUCCCGCAUGGGCACGGGAAUUCGACCACUUACCCUACAUCCCGACACGAUGGCCCCCCUGGCCGCGCGUUCUUUUCUCGUUGCA
Rhodofomes roseus is the source of this 939-nucleotide messenger RNA. RefSeq lists its product as uncharacterized. The transcript is spliced from 5 exons. NCBI's taxonomy places the organism in Eukaryota, Fungi, Basidiomycota, Agaricomycetes, Polyporales, Fomitopsidaceae. The record is from RefSeq and is a predicted model, not a curated record. The coding region runs from base 122 to 661 and encodes 179 amino acids.